CACGUUCCCGAGUCCCCGCGUCCCACGUCCCUGCGUCUUACGUCCCCGAGUCCCGAUUCCCGCGUCCAGCGUCCUACGUCUCCGAGUCCCAGUCCCACGUCCCAGUCCCACGUCCCAGUCCCACGUCCCCAUCCCACUUUUAGUCACAGCCCUCUCCCCUCUGCUGUCACAGCCGAUUUGAAAAGACUGCAGCUCUUAACCCUUUACUCCCAUGAGUGACUGAGACAGAAUCUCUACUUACGAUAUCAAUACACUAUCAACCAGUUAUCCGUCUCAAUCUCGUCUAGAUGAUAGCCAUCAGGGCCUGUCUUGUAAAGAGAAAGUUUCAGUAUUCGUUAUUUUUCGUUCAUAAACGAUUAUUUUUAGGUUUUUCUAGCCUUUCGAACAGAAAAGAGUUGAGCGUUUUACCCUUUACCGUUGCACACUCAUCGAUCUAGUUUAUGGCGAUGUAACCUCGGCGUUUCUGAUGUGUUCAAGGCCUUAAAUUUUCAAAUUAUGAAGUCGAUUUCAAAAACGGCUGGCCUAGCGUAUGGUUUACAGCCGUUUCAGUGAAAAAAAUCUAGGAAGGCGCUAUCCUUUGUUGAAAUAAAAAUGGCGAAUCGUCGAUCUUCAACACGUGAUGUGUCGCUUCAAAGGGAGAUUUUGAAGGAAAAGAAAAUGUUCGCUUUCAUUUCUGUGUCAUUUGUGUCGCUUUCUCGGCGCUUAAGUGUUAAAAGCCAUGUUUCACUUCUUGCUGUCUCAGAUCAUCUCGUCUAAGAGUAGCAAAUCCAAGACGCAACAAUGGCAAAGGAAAAGACUCAUAUCAACAUCGUUGUCAUCGGUCACGUAGAUUCUGGAAAAUCUACUACCACUGGGCAUUUGAUCUACAAAUGCGGUGGAAUCGAUAAACGAACCAUCGAAAAGUUCAAGAAGGAAGCCAACGAGGUGAGUUUCAGUAACGUUCCUUGUAAUCAUAACUCCAAAAGAGGAAGAAGGAAAAAAAUAAAAAAGGAAAAAAGUUUGUGAUGGCCAUUUUCGGCUAAAAUAUGGGAACUGCGUAUUAAUUUGUUUUCCCCAGCAGAAAAUUUCAAUUUGUCGCUUACGAUGGCCUUGCCCAUUGAAAUAAGAUCAAGUGCAUUUGUCUUCCCAAGAUAAGAUUAAAAUCAGUAAAAGUUCGCUCUGACAAAUAUAGUGGGCUGAGAAUUUGAAAGCUGAAAAUUUUGGACUUGGUAAGUGUCCUGAUAAGUUCCCUCCCUCCCUAUUGGGCCUUAUUGUCUUCUUGGGAGGGGAAGUUACAAUUACUCUUUGAUCUGAGUUAAAUGGGGCAAUCAUCUCAUUAUGUAAUUGAGAGUGGGCACAGAGAGUGAGUAAGUUAAGCUGAAGCUUAUUGGAAAUCUGGGCUUAUUUGUAAAUAUCAGUGUGAUGGAGUAUGCUAUGGAACUUGCUGGCUAUGCCUAUGAUAAUAAAGUUCACCUUCUUAAGGUUAGAGUGGAUUGUUGAGCACUUAAAUUCUGAUGUAAAGGGGGAGGGGGAUAUUAGACCAUUCACUGUGAGUCAAUUUGCUUAUUGUACCUCAACCUCUUAAGACAUCCAAAAGAGAAAUGUUAGGGAAGACCAUAUAUGAUUCAAUGUACUUCUUUACUUUUAAACAUUAGAUGGGAAAAGGCUCCUUCAAGUAUGCCUGGGUGCUGGAUAAGCUCAAGGCUGAGCGUGAGCAUGGCAUCACCAUUGAUAUUGCCCUCUGGAAAUUUGAAACUGAAAAGUAUUAUGUCACCGUCAUUGAUGCCCCAGGACAUCGUGACUUCAUCAAGAACAUGAUUACCGGUACUUCACAGGUAAGGCUUGCUUUUUUACUAACUAGCUUGCCCAUAACAGAAAAAGACUGUGUGUGGUAUAUCUAGGAUACAUGAGAUCUGGUAGAACAGAUUUUUGUUGGAUUUGAUCAACUUGCUUUAAACAAGAAUGUAGGGUGUUGGCAAAUGAUGGUGGGAUUUCUGAGAAACAGAAGAAAGUAGGACAACAUUUUACAUCCAAGUCUUGUCCCAUUGUCUCCUUGGAAUUUCGGAGCCUUUUGUGCUCUAUGUUGUGCAAAGGAAGGGGAUGGGUACAGUCUUGGCCUUUUAUUAUUAAUUUUAUUCAGAAUUUUGCCAUCAACUUCUCUUUUGUAAAUAAAAUUGAAAAUGUAAAGGUUUAAAACCCUGUAAUGGUCAAAAUGCCCUUUCCCAAUUGUAUCAGGUUAGAAUUAGUUCCCCUUCAACCCCUUCCCUUUUUCAUUAGAGUUGAUCAGAAUAGUUCUUUUUUUCCAUUUGAUACUCAUUUUGCUGUUCAACUUUCAAGGCUGAUUGUGCUGUAUUGGUUGUUGCUGCUGGUACUGGUGAGUUUGAAGCUGGUAUCUCGAAGAAUGGCCAGACCCGUGAGCAUGCCCUUUUGUCAUAUGUUUUGGGAGUGAAGCAGCUUAUUGUUGCUGUGAACAAGAUGGACACAACUGAGCCCAAGUAUAAUGAGGGGCGUUUUAAUGAAAUUCAAGAGGAAGUCAGACGCUAUGUGAAGAAAGUUGGCUAUAACCCCAAAGCCGUGGUAUUUGUUCCCAUUUCUGGUUUCCAUGGUGAUAACAUGUUGGAACCAAGUGAGAAUGUAUGUAUUUCUUACUGAUCAUUAAUUCUUAAACCCUUUUACCCCUAGGAUGACUAAAAUCUAAUUUCUUCUUAUAAUAUCACCCUUAAAAAAAUCAUUAAGGUAAUGAGAAUGAAGGGGAUGAUCACAAGCUAAAGAAGCUCUUCAUUGUUUGAUGAAUUCUGCUUGUCAGAGCCCUAAGAAAUGUCAAGGGAUUAGUAUGGAGAAUAUGUAUACUGAUGUUAGGGAGUGAAGGGUUAAACUGCCUAUUUUGGGUGAAAGUUGUAGAUGGUUUCUUGUUAACACUGCAGGUUUGUUACUACUGUUACAUUAAAAACUCAGUGAUACUUUAAAGGAAGUCUGUAAGGAUCUCAAAUAGCAUCUUCAUUUGAGGUUAUACCUUUGUUGGUUUUCUUCAAACCUCAGCUAAUGGUGAAUCUGGCCAAAUAUUAAGUUUGAGAGAUCUGUGUUUCUGUCCUGGAUAGAAUAUCUUAAUGCUGCAAUUUCUUACAUUUUGGGGUGUUUUUCUCUAUGGAUUUAGAUGCCAUGGUUCAAGGGAUGGAGCAUUGAGAGAAAAGAAGGAAAUGCUUCCGGGAAAACCCUCUUUAAUGCUUUGGAUGCGAUUUUGCCCCCGGAGAGGCCCACCAAGAAAGCCCUCCGCCUGCCAUUACAGGAUGUUUACAAGAUUGGAGGCAAGUUAUUUCCUCGUUUUGUGCAUGUUUUAUGAUCUAGCAAAGUCAGACUUUUUGCUUUGUCAUAAUCUUCUGCCAUUAAUUUCUUUGACUUUAGACUUUCCCUUAGAUUAGCCUCUAAGGGGUUCCUCUUUUUGGCAGUUGCAUGAAGAUUGUCAUUUCCCAGUGUUUUGGGAAUUGUGACAGAAAAUUUACUACUUUUGCAUGGUGCAAUACAUGAUGCCAACAAAAAACAAAAAUUCUGUCAAAAACUUCUGCAUUAUUGGACCUUUUACUAUUUGGUAUCGGUUACUGGUCUUCUCAAGAUUUUGUCUUUUUUUCUUUCAACGCAUUAAACUUGGAUGAUUUCUUUAACUAAAAGGCUAAAAACAAAAUUUUGAAAUUUUUUGAUUAGAUUUUGUUGAUGGUAAUCCUAACUUUAGGGGUAGUUAGCAUGCAUUUUCUCCUUAUGAUAUCCAUACAUUAUUCAGGAAACACUUAAUGGAAAUUUUCAUUUCAGGUAGUUUUGUAGAAUAGAGCAACACAAUGACUGCUCUUUUUUUCCCUUUUGCUUGAAAAGAAAAAAGAAAAUCAAUUUACAAGCAGGGAAGAUUUUUUUUUGUUGGUCCCAAAAAAACUUUCCCAGUUUUUGUAUGGGUUGUUUUCAUCUUUCUUGUACUACUUAUGCAAUGGAUACAACUCACAGAUAACAACUCCCCAAGCAUUGGAUAUGUUUCACAGAUAAGGCCUAAGGAUGCAUUUCACAAACUUAAUAUGAAAGAAAGAACUUGGAAUUGAAAUGUGGAAUAAUAAAUCUGUUAUUCAAUGGUUCUAAUGGGGAACAUUUUCCUUAUUGCCUUUUUUUUUUCUUUUUUUCCCUCACCCCCUUAGGGGCUCUGGGAAAAAAAUCACAACUUGCCAAUUAUUGUCACAUAUUAUAUAAGCAAAUAAAGGUGUAUAUUUAGAAGACUGGUAGACCACAUAACUUUUUAUUGUUGUAAGUAAGAUGGCUGGCUUUUUUUUCUGGAGAUUCAAAAGGAUAUCUUAAGGCUUAAUUCCAGGGUUUCAGGGGAGAAAAGCAAAUUGUGACCAAAGGAAACGAUGAAGCAUGAGUGUUUUUUAAUGCAAAUCUCACUUCAGCCUCAGACCAUUAAAAUUAAGUUGAAAAUUGAUAAGUCUUACUAUAUGACCCCAAACACACAUUGCCAGUUAACCUGCCAAAUUUUUUUCAAGUUACCAUGUUGACCAAACUGGUCUAAACUAGGAGCCCUGUUCAGAUGAAUAUUUACCUAAUUUGAAAAUGGAAUGUAGCAUUAUCUUAAGUUGUGGCUUGGUGUUAAGCAAUCGUUAAUUUUCAACCCACUCUUAGGUAUUGGAACAGUGCCAGUUGGUAGAGUGGAGACAGGCAUCCUGAAGCCAGGCAUGGUGGUGACAUUUGCUCCUACUGGCCUGAGUACUGAAGUAAAGUCUGUGGAAAUGCACCAUGAAGCUCUAACAGAAGCUCUUCCUGGUGACAAUGUUGGCUUCAAUGUGAAGAACGUGUCAGUAAAGGAAAUAAAACGUGGCAAUGUUGCUGGUGAUACCAAAAAUGAUCCACCAAAACCAACCAAUUCCUUUAAUGCUCAGGUACAGAAUACCGUCAUUCUUUGGAUUAUUUCUCUUCUGUAAGAAGUACUAGUUUUGAGAGUGGUAAACUUGGGACAGAACAGCCUUGUGUUUAUUUUUAGGUAGUUCUGCAAUUUACAUUACAAUUUUAAAGUGUUCUUGCAUCCCUAUGAAAUGUAUAUGUGAAAAAUCCUCAUGAAACUUGUCACAGAUCUUUUGUUCCAGAGACAAAGGUAAUAUCCUAAAAUUGGCUAGCUGUACUUCUUUCCCUUUUAACCCUGUAACCCCUUAGAACGAUCAGCAUCUAAUUUCUCAGUACAAUAUCUCCCCUGAAUAAAACAUUUGGGUUGUAAGAAAAGAAGGUAAUUAUCACCAACUAAAGAAGCUCUUGAUUGUUUGACAAAUACUCCAUGUCAGUUGCAAAGAAAGGGGUAUGGAGAAGAGCCUGAGAAAUAUUGAUGCUGAUGUUGAAGGGUGUUGAGUGGUAAGGGUCAUUUUUGUCCCAUUGUCCAUGCGGUUUCUCCCAUCAAGGCAGUGCGUUUUAACGUUAACUUUUUGUUCCAUAUUGGUAGGUCAUUGUCCUUAACCACCCAGGAGAAAUUCAUGCAGGCUACAGUCCAGUGCUGGAUUGCCAUACUGCCCAUAUUGCUUGCAAAUUUGCAGAACUGCUUGAGAAGAUUGAUCGUCGUUCCGGCAAGAAGUUGGAAGACAACCCCAAAAUGAUCAAGUCAGGAGAUGCCUCCAUAGUUAAGAUGAUACCAUCUAAGCCUAUGUGUGUGGAAAAAUUCUCAGAUUAUGCUCCGCUGGGACGCUUUGCUGUACGUGACAUGAAGCAGACAGUGGCUGUAGGCGUCAUCAAGGAUGUGGAUAAGAGCGAAGUCGCUGGCAAAGUGACAAAGGCAGCUCAAAAAGCUACCGGCAAGAAAAAAUGAAAUUCAGUACACCAUCUCAAUUGCAAAAGACUUCUCCGCUUACAAGUCAAUCAUGC
Molecule: messenger RNA, 5856 nt
Organism: Pocillopora meandrina
Lineage: Eukaryota; Metazoa; Cnidaria; Anthozoa; Scleractinia; Pocilloporidae
Source: the annotation of a GenBank genome assembly